Molecule: messenger RNA, 1275 nt
Organism: Erigeron canadensis
Lineage: Eukaryota; Viridiplantae; Streptophyta; Magnoliopsida; Asterales; Asteraceae
Product: 2-isopropylmalate synthase A-like
Exons: 9
Coding region: 16-1155 (379 amino acids)
Biological process (GO): L-leucine biosynthetic process
Cellular component (GO): chloroplast
Molecular function (GO): 2-isopropylmalate synthase activity
Source: RefSeq, a predicted model, not a curated record
UCUCCGGGUGUCUCAAUGACACCAAUGGAGAAACUAAAUAUUGCCCGUCAACUUUCCAAAUUAGGUGUUGAUGUCAUUGAAGCAGGGUUCCCAGCCGCAACAUCAUCCGAAGCAGAAGCGGUCAAGUUGAUAGCACAAGAAGUCGGAAAUGCGACCAACGAUGAUGGUCAUGUGCCAGUUAUUUGUGUCCUGGCUAGGUGUACCGAGAAGGACAUCGAGACGUCGUGGAAUGCUGUAAAAUACGCCAAGUAUCCGAGACUUGGAAUGUUUUUACCGACAAGUGAGCUUCAUAUGAAACAUAAGGUGAAUAUGUCGAAACCCCAAGUGCUUGAAAAGGCAAAGAAAAUGGUGACGUAUGCAAAGAGUUUGGGUUGUAAUGACAUUGCAUUUGGUGCUGAAGAUGCUUCAAGAUCAGAAAGGGAAUUUUUAUAUGAAUAUUUGGGUGAGGUAAUAAAAGCAGGUGCGACUACUCUUUGCAUUCCUGAUACCGUCGGCUAUAACUUGCCUCAUGAGUACGGACAGCUCAUUGCUGAUAUAAAAGCCAACACUCCUGGCAUUGAGAAAGCCAUCAUUUCUGCCCAUUGUCAUAAUGAUCUUGGACUUGCUACUGCCAAUUCUUUACAGGGGGUUUAUUCGGGCGCAAGACAAGUUGAAGUAACAAUAAAUGGAAUUGGGGAGAGGGCUGGUAAUGCUUCGUUGGAAGAGGUGGUAAUGGCUAUAAAUGUGAAGGGAGGUUCAUUGGAUGGUCUUUACACCCGGAUCAACACAAGGCACAUUAUGUUAACUAGUAAAAUGGUAGAAGAGUAUACCGGAAUGAAGGUCCAGCCACACAAGGCAAUCGUUGGUGCUAAUGCUUUUUCUCAUCAAAGCGGGAUCCAUCAGGAUGGAAUGCUUAAGAAUAAAAGCACCUACGAAAUCAUGACUCCUGAAGAUAUUGGACUUCAUCGAUCCAAUGAAUACGGACUAAUAUUAGGAAAACUUAGCGGACGCCAUGCUUUGAAAGUUAAACUUUACGAGCUUGGUUAUGACAUUGAUGGAAAUGAUCUAAAUGAUCUCUUUUGGCGUUUUAAGUCCAUGGCGGAAAAUAAAAAGGUUUUUACAGACGAUGAUCUGAUUGAUUUGAUGUCAACCCGAGUUGCAACUACAUAUGCAUAAUAAUUACUCUUUAUAUAUUCAAGUUUCUACGCUAAUGUACUGAUUGUUUUCGGGUUUGAAUUAUUUUCAUUUUUGUACGUACAUCUUGGUCGUAUUAAUAAUUGCUAGGUGAUAUUACAA